This is a messenger RNA of Leptopilina boulardi, 1899 nucleotides long. Its product is annotated as adenosine deaminase 2-like. Lineage: Eukaryota; Metazoa; Arthropoda; Insecta; Hymenoptera; Figitidae. Gene Ontology annotation, biological process: adenosine catabolic process; inosine biosynthetic process. The transcript is spliced from 5 exons. Gene Ontology annotation, molecular function: adenosine deaminase activity. The record is from RefSeq and is a predicted model, not a curated record. The coding region runs from base 125 to 1687 and encodes 520 amino acids.
AUAUAGAAUUUUUUUUUUAAAUUCAUUUUCAGUUAUUCAAUAUUUCAUACGUGAAAUAACGUAUUUUAAGCGUUGUCAUUAUUAUUAUUAUUUUAUUUAUUUUUUUUUUGAAGAAAAUAUUAAAAUGUUAAAAAAAAUUAUAAAUUUACUUAGUAUAAAUUUUUUCUUUAGUUUUUAUACAUCAUUAGUUUUUGCCCUGCCAAUUGUUGAAGAUUAUUGGCAUGAACGUGCUGAAAUUAUUCGAAUUGAAAAAAGUUCUUCAUUUGGAUCGGAAAUUGUGUUAAAUAAAGAUGAAAUACUUGUUAAUCAAAUUUUAAUGAAGGCAAAAUUGCAUGAAAUCGAUGAAGGUUUCGAAGAUGAAGGCAAAUUUCUUCCACGAUCUAAUUUCAUGAAAGUAAAAGAGAAAAUUGAAAAAUCACAAGUUUUUAAAAUAAUUCAAAAACUACCAAAAGGUGGACUAUUACAUGCACACGAUGUGGGAACCGUUUCACAGAAAUAUGUUUUAGAAAAUGUCACUUAUCUACCCAAUCUUUAUAUUUGUGAUAUUAGUGGUAAAUUGCAACUGCAAUUUUUUAACAUUCCUGAUAAUUCUUGUGAGUGGAAAUUGCUCAGUGACGUUAGAAAUGAUGCAGAAAGUGAGAAAAAAAUUAAUAAUCAAAUUUUGCAUCACAUGUCAAUGUUGACAGAUAAUCCAAAUGAAAUUUAUCCUGAUGGUUAUAAAGCAUGGACAAAAUUUCAAAAUCUCUUCUAUUUCCUUGGUUCUUUCAUGAGAUACAAGCCUGUUUUCUCCGACUACUAUUAUCAAUUAUUAAAAGAAAAUUAUGAUGAUAAAAUUUUAUAUGUCGAAUUAAGAGUGAGUUUACCUAAAUUGUAUGAUUUGAAUGGGCACAUUUACACACCAAAAGAAGUUAUCGUCAUUAUGAAGAAUGUAGUCGACAGAUUUAUUAAAGAUCAUCCCGACUUUGUGGGAGUAAAAGUAAUUUACUCUAAACAAAGAAGACUCACUGAAUCUCAAAUGGAUAAUUUUUUGAAUACCUUUAAAGAGAUAAAAAAUGCAUUUCCAUCGUUUGUUGCCGGUUUAGAUUUGGUUGGUCACGAGGAUAAGGGAACUCCAUUAAGUAAUUUUGCAAAUCAAAUUCUAUCGUUAGGAGAGGAUAAAGCAACAUUUUUUCACGCCGGCGAAACUGAUUGGAAUGGAUUUUCCACUGAUGAAAAUUUAAUCGAUGCAAUUUUACUAAAUACAAAAAGAAUCGGUCAUGGUUUUGCUCUACCGAAACAUCCAAAAUUAAUGGAACUUGUUAAGAAAAAGAACAUUGCAAUAGAAGUGAAUCCAAUAUCUAAUCAAAUUUUAAAUCUUGUUUCGGAUCUAAGAAAUCAUCCGGCGAGUAUUCUUUUUGCGGAAAAUUAUCCUGUGGUGAUUUGUAGUGAUGAUCCCGGACUAUGGGGGGCAAAGGGAUUGAGUUAUGAUUUUUAUGAAGCCUUCAUGGGUAUAAUGUCGAGGAAUUCUGAUUUGAGAGCAUUAAAGAGGCUUGCUUUAAAUUCAAUAAAAUACAGUUCAAUGGACACUAAUGAAAAAGUAAUGGCUUUAGAGAUUUUUUUAGAACAAUGGAAAAAUUUUCUACAUGAUAUUAUUAAUAAAAAUGAAUUAAAUUUUAAAGAUAAUUCAGAAUCCUCAAGGUCACUAUAAUAACAAUUUAAAAAAAAAAAAUUUUAAAGAAUAUUAUUAUUAAUAAUAUCCGAUUGGAAAAACAGAUACGAAUUUUUAAAGAAAAAAAUUUUAAACUUACAAAAAUUAUUUACUUAUACAAUUUUGCAUAUAUCAAAAUUUUCUUCAUUUUGUUUCCUUAAAAUUUUGCAAAAAAUGAUCCGAUUUUUUUUUAAUUAUGAUUAUUUGGUAAA